UGUUUUAUAGAAAUAUUCCAAGAUGUAUGUAUCGGCUAUAUCGUCCAUCCUCGCAGCUUUGUUGUUUGUUAGUCUUGUCAUGGAAGGGAUAGAUGCACAGACUUGUCAAGAGGUAUUGAACUGUACCUCGGAGUACACCUCGGCGGCAUCUGCUGCAGGACAAGACAAAGUCAAACAAUGCAGCGCUGGCAGUGUUUACAUAACAUGCCUGGAAGCCGCUGCAAAGAACUGUGAAAUAGACAUCACCCAGACAUUAGACGACGCCAAAAAGACCUUCUCACAGGCAGGAUGUCAAACGUCAGCAGGUGGCUAUGCAACACCUUUCCUUGGUUUCGUUACUAUGGUUCUGGGAGUAUUGAUUUUAAGAUUUGUGUAAAUUAAUGAUGAAGAAUUUGGAAAUAAGUGGGAAAUGCUAGUCUUUUUGCGAAUUGGUACAUGUAUUAUAUUUAAACAAAUAGAUUGGUGUUUUUUUUUAUCUAUAAUUUGUCAUAAAGGACUAUUUUUUCACACUGAUUGACUGACUGUACUUGCCAUGAAUGUAUUUUUUUCUCUCUA
Messenger RNA from Saccostrea cuccullata (small rock oyster), 555 nucleotides. RefSeq lists its product as uncharacterized. Lineage: Eukaryota; Metazoa; Mollusca; Bivalvia; Ostreida; Ostreidae. The transcript is spliced from 4 exons. Bases 23 to 376 code for a protein of 117 amino acids. The record is from RefSeq and is a predicted model, not a curated record.